AGGACUCACGCCGCAUUACAGUAUGACAUUGCCGGGGUUUGUGAUGCUGCUAUGCAUCCUGGGAGCUCAAGCCACCGUGGAUCUGAGAAAUGCUGCUGCUAUGGCUGCAGGCUUGUGUAACACCAAGCCCACCGAUGUAGUGUUCAUCAUCGACAGCUCUCGAAGCGUCCGCCCCGCUGAGUUUGAGCAGGUCAAGGUCUUCCUGGCCAAAGUGAUUGACGGCUUGAACGUCGGACCUGAUGCUACUCGUGUGGGCGUCGUGAACUACGCCAGUCGGGUGAAGAACGAGGUCUCUCUAAAGUCCCACAAAACCAAGGCUGCGCUUGUCAAGGCCGUGUCCAAGAUCGAGCCACUGUCCACCGGUACCAUGACAGGCCUCGCCAUCCAGUUCGCCAUGAACGUGGCCUUCAGCGAAGCCGAAGGAGCAAGAAAAACCCCAGGCAUCAGCAAGGUGGCAAUUAUCGUGACUGACGGCAGACCGCAGGACAACAUCCGUGACAAUGCAGCAAGGGCGCGUGAGGCCGGCAUUGAGAUAUUCGCCAUCGGAGUGGGCCGCGUAGACAUGACCACGCUCAGGCAAAUGGCCAGCGAGCCUCUGGAGGAUCACGUGGACUACGUGGAGAGCUACAGCCUCAUUGAGAAGCUCACCAAGAAGUUCCAGGAGGCCUUCUGUGAGGUUGUGUCGGACCUAUGUGCGACAGGCGAUCAUGACUGUGAGCACAUUUGCAUCAGCACACCCGGAUCUUUCAAGUGCGCCUGCAGAGAUGGCCAUACACUCAUGAACGACAGCCGAUCAUGCAGCGCUUGCAGUAACGCAGCCACAGAUGUGGUCUUCUUGAUCGACGGGUCCAAGAGUGUGAGACCAGAGAACUUCGAGCUGGUCAAGAAAUGGAUCAACCUGAUCAUCGACAAACUGGACGUGUCAGAAACCAACGCCCACGUGGGACUGGUGCAGUAUUCCAGCUCUGUGAAGCAGGAGUUCCCUCUGGGACGCUACAACAACAAAAAGGCCCUGAAAGAUGCUGUGAAAAAGAUGGACUAUAUGGAGAGGGGAACCAUGACUGGCCAGGCCCUCAAUUUCCUGGUGGACAACAGCUUCGCUCCCAACCAGGGCGCCAGACCUGGAGUGGCAAAGGUCGGUAUUGUCUUCACUGAUGGCAGGUCGCAAGACUACAUUGGAGACGCCGCCAGGAAGGCCAAGGAGAACGGCUUUAAGAUGUAUGCUGUGGGCGUUGGUAAUGCUGUUGAGGACGAGCUGAGAGAGAUUGCGUCUGAACCUGUCGUUGACCAUUACUUCUACACAGCUGACUUCAAAACCAUGAACCAAAUUGCCAAGAAGCUGCAAAUCAAUGUUUGUCAAGAGGAAGAUCCCUGUGAAUGUAAUUCCAUUGUCAAGUUCCAGAAAAAGGUGGAGGAGGCACUACUGGCAUUAACAAAGAAAUUGGACGCUGUGACGAAAAGGAUCGCUGCUCUAGAGAACAAGAUUGUUUGAGAAGGAGCCAACCUCUAAUUCUUACACUACCAUCCCUUUCUUUUCUUGUAAAAAAUGCCUCCUGUGACCUCUGACCCUAAUGCUUAAGAUCCACUCCAUUUCUUUCUGCUACUCUGCCUUCAUCACUAUUGUCCACGGGGAUGGAGCACUGAUUGUCAUGGUGAGCAUGGUUUACCUGACCACGCCUGCUCUGAAUUAUGGUCACCAUAAAAGCGGAAGGUGUCCGUUUUCAAACAACCGUACCCCCCCAACAAAACUCUGUAUGCUUGAGUAAAAAAUAUAAGAAGAUCUUCACAUACAAGUCUUCCCUGUGGGGAGGCGGUGCGAUCCAGCUUCAUUCUGUCUUUGCUUUUCUCAAACACAGUCUUUCAGAUUCUGCCCCGAAAGUAUUAUUUUAUAAGGAGUAUAUAUAUAAUGGUAAUUUAAUAUAAGUUUUGACUUGAAAUAAAUGUGUGAAUGCUUGAUUAUUUUCUCAAAUAAAACACUCCAUGAAGCACACACAUACGCAGACACAACACACACACACACACACGUAACUCACAGGCAAACAUUCACUGGUUCGGCAAGUGCUAAACAUGCUGCUUGUGAUGAUUCAAUAAAAUCCCAUUUUGUGUCUGUG
Molecule: messenger RNA, 2111 nt
Organism: Megalobrama amblycephala (Wuchang bream)
Lineage: Eukaryota; Metazoa; Chordata; Actinopteri; Cypriniformes; Xenocyprididae
Gene: matn1
Product: matrilin 1
Exons: 8
Coding region: 23-1492 (489 amino acids)
Molecular function (GO): calcium ion binding
Source: RefSeq, a predicted model, not a curated record